Molecule: messenger RNA, 1584 nt
Organism: Fulvia fulva
Lineage: Eukaryota; Fungi; Ascomycota; Dothideomycetes; Mycosphaerellales; Mycosphaerellaceae
Product: Isocyanide synthase-NRPS hybrid
Exons: 4
Coding region: 1-1584 (527 amino acids)
Source: RefSeq, a predicted model, not a curated record
AUGUCUAGACUGUUCCCUCUCGACGCUGACGAUGAGUUCUGGCACGAGCAUAACGUCCUGCGCCAAGACAUACGUGAAUGGCUCUCUGCUUUCGCGACCGUACCAGUCAAUGAAGAAAAUCGCAGCGAGCAUCUUCUGGUGCAGAUAUACUUCUUCUGCCUCUGGUACCGCACCGAGACUUGGCGGGAUGGAACCGAGACCCUUGCCGAUCGGUUCGAUGAAGAGUUCAGCCAUAUCACAGAUCUGGCAGAACAGUGUAUCGCCAUGCACAGCGGCACGACACAAUACCUGUCCCCGCAAGGCGAGGCAAGCAAUCAAGUCGCAACAGUGUUCAGCACACCACCGCUCUUCAGCUUCGGCACAGGCUUCGUUACCGCGUUGAUGCUCAUUGCGAUCAAGUGUCGCAUUUCCUCAGUCCGCAGGCGAUGUGUCGCAGUCAUUCGCGCAAUCAAUCUACAAGGGUUCUUCGACAGUGCGUUCAUCGCUGCAUAUCUGGACGCGAUCAUCAAACUGGAAGAGCAGCGAAUUCGAGAUGCUACUGGGAACAUUGACUCUGCGAAAUCGUUCGAAAGUGCAGAAGUGCCAGAGACUGCACGCCUGCUCACAUCUAACCCGAAGCACUUCCCCUUCACCAAGACAUUCGCCAACAGCAAAGACGACCCCAUCCUAGUCCUUCACUCAUCCGGCACGACUGGCGCACCAAAGCCGAUCACAUACACCAACGCCUGGAUUGCCGUCCAAGAUCUCGUCUGGCCAGACGUGGACGGUCAACCAAGCGGCAACAUGACCUUCAACGAGUCCUUCAACGGCGGUUUCACUUACUCCAAAUUCCCAGAACCUCACUACGGCGGCGUCCUCUACACAACUCUCCGCCCUCUCUUCACAGAGUCUGCAGCGAGUGUCCUCGGUCCUCCAGGCGCGGAAUUCAUCGAUCCUGCUGUUCUAACACUCUCCAUCAUCAAGGCAAAGCAACUCAAAACUCUAGCCGCCGUGCCUCUCCUACUCGAGAAGAUUGCCCAACUCCCCGGGGAUAUGGACGCACUCCCUGCCCUUGACUCCGUAACAUUCGCAGGCGGUCCCCUACGAACCCAGCUCGGCAAUGACCUCGUGCGCAAAAGCACGUCGAAGAUUGGCAAUGGACCCAUUUCCCCCCCUGACUUCCACGCUUUGCUCCAACCUAUCGGCGACGGCGCAGGCACACAUGAACUCGUCUUCCCCGAUUCUGGCCGCGAGGUGAAUCUCAAGCGAGCGUCAUUCCACAGCCUUGGCGUGAAGGAAUUCCCGAGCGUGGACGGUGUGACGGGCGUGCUAGUCGCGGGGGCGAACCGAUGGUCUGCUUGUGUGCUUGUCGCGGUUAGCGAAGGGUGGGAGGGCAAUGAGGGUGUGGUGGAGAGGGUGAAGGGGAAGUUGGAAGAGGCUAAUGAGGUUUUGAGGGAGGAUACGAGGAUUCCGGCGGAGAUGGUUGCGGUGGUGAAGGAGGGGGCGCUGGUGAGGGGGAUGAAGGGGCAAGCUGUGAGGAGGGGCAGUGUUGAGGGGAAUGGGGUGGUUAUUGGAGGGUUGUAUGAGGGGAGAGGUGGGAGGUGA